Messenger RNA from Amphibalanus amphitrite, 3558 nucleotides. RefSeq names its product nuclear hormone receptor FTZ-F1 beta-like. The record is from RefSeq and is a predicted model, not a curated record. Gene Ontology annotation, cellular component: RNA polymerase II transcription regulator complex. The transcript is spliced from 13 exons. Bases 776 to 2944 code for a protein of 722 amino acids. Gene Ontology annotation, biological process: regulation of transcription by RNA polymerase II; hormone-mediated signaling pathway; tissue development. NCBI's taxonomy places the organism in Eukaryota, Metazoa, Arthropoda, Thecostraca, Balanomorpha, Balanidae. Gene Ontology annotation, molecular function: zinc ion binding; nuclear receptor activity; RNA polymerase II cis-regulatory region sequence-specific DNA binding.
UUUUGAAUUGUUAUAGUUGAAUUUUUAAGAAAUAUUGGACUAUAUUCAGAUGAAGCCUGAAGGACAGUAAUGAAAAAUAUGUCAUUGAAAUGAUCCAUCCGUUUGAUGCAAACACUCUCUGAAGUUUGUGCAUUAUGACAAUCUUAAAAUCGGAAAUCUGAAGAAUACCAAUUUACACUAGAUUCGACUUAAACUUGAACUUUGACUUGGAAAAUCCCUGAAGUUGAGAGAUAACUUGGCCUAAGCUGAACCGACAACCAGAAGAACAUAUGACAUAAUUCUUGAGUUGUGAGAUCUGCAUCUGCUGGAGACUUCACACAGUGGUCCCGGCAGCAGACAGCCACUGCCGUGUACCGGCGGGGCUGCGGCGCUGGCUGCGGCGCCUGUGAUCGACGCGCGCCGACCGCCGCCGCGCGCUCCUCGCAGUUCCCCGCGGCUGGCAGGCAAGGCCACUAGUUGGCCGCGCCGCCACCAGAGGGGGCGACGAGCGCCGGCGCGGCUUCCACAGAGGCCUACCCGCAGCCUUGUCAAGGUCUAACGCCGCAGAGGUGACCGCGUCUGGCCGCAGUGGAUCGCUCGCUGUCUCACCUCCGCACCUGGGCCGGCGCUGGGCGGAGAGUGUGACUGUCGUGCGGAGAUGGGCCUGCGGGCCGCGCGCCGCCCUGCGCUGUCGGCCGGCCGCCGCGCCCGGCCCGCCAGCUGAGCAGCGCUCCUCGUGCCGCCCACACGCGCCCGGCCCCCAGUGCGCCGCGCGCCGAGCGGCAGCGCAGCCGCCAUGAGCGCCAUGGACGUGAGCGAGUCGCUGGCAGCCAUGGAGACGGACGCCGCGGCGGCGGCGGCGGCGGCGGCGGGUCCGCGGCCGCUGGACCUACAGCGGGUCAGCGCAGACUCGACCAGUGUCAGCCCCCAGCCGAGCAGGGAGUCGCCGCGGCCCUCGGACGACGGCGCCGACCCCGACCCCGACCCCGACCCCGACCGGGGCACCGGCUCCGACCGCGAUCGGGGAGCGGGCGCGGGCGCCGGGCCGGCCGACAGCGCCUCGGCGGUGUGGCGGCCCGGUGGCAGCUCUGCCGAGUCGCGCGGCUGGUCCGAGCGGCCCAUGAGCUGGCAGGCCGAGCCGGGCGAGCCGGCCUCCUCGCAGCUGGAGGCGGCCAUCAGCCAGACGCACCGCAUGGCGAUAAAACAGGAGGUGGAUGAAAUGGUGACCAGUCCGGCGGCGCCCGACAGCCACCACCUCUCCUCCGACACAGAGUCGGCCACCGCCAAGACGGACGGCGAGCGUCCGAGCAGCGCCGGUCCGGCGCGCAGCGACUCGGGCUGCGAGGUGAACCACUCGGGUCCGUUCACGCCCAGCGCGUCGCCGCUGCUGCCGCGCUCCGGGCACGGCUUCCACAACUCGCCGGAGCUGUGCGGCGGCGGCGGCGCGGCCGGCCGGCUCUACUCGCCGACGGCCUCGCCGCUGCAGGCGCGACACUUUUCCGGCUACUCGUCGCCCUACUCGCACACGCCCAGCACGGGCCUGUCGCGCAACAACUCGGACGCGUCGCAGUACGGCGGCUCCCAGUACUCGUGCUCGUCUGUGUCCUCCCCGGGCGGCCAGUACUCGCCGGCGGCCUCCCCGGGUCAGAGUCGGCACCUGUACCGGCAGAGCCCCAUGCUGGGCCGGCACAUGGAGCACCUGCUCGGCCACCACCCGCUCAACCUGACCCAGUCGGACUCGGAGAGCUGCGACGACAAGUCCCAGCUGGCCGCCGAGCUGGCCGCUCACUCGGCGCUCUCGGGACAGUCGGGCAUCAGCCGGCAGCAGCUCAUCAACAGCCCCUGUCCCGUCUGCGGCGACAAAAUCUCCGGCUUCCACUACGGCAUCUUCAGCUGCGAGAGCUGCAAGGGAUUCUUCAAGCGCACCGUGCAGAACAAAAAGAACUACGUGUGUCUGCGCGGCGCCGGCUGCCCCGUGACGAUAGCCACGCGGAAAAAGUGUCCCGCCUGCCGCUUCGAGCGCUGCCUCAACAUGGGCAUGAAGCUGGAAGCGAUCCGCGAGGACCGGACGCGCGGCGGCCGCUCCACCUACCAGUGUUCGUACACGGUGCCGCCGUCGCUGGUGGCGCCCUCUGCAGGUGGCGCCACCAGCGGCGGCCCGGCGGACCCGCUCCAGGCGGCGCCACACGUCAAGGCCGAGCCGAGCGAGGGCGGCGCGCCGCCGGACGGCCGGCCGGCUACCCCGCCCCUGCUGAAGCAAAUAAUGUCAGUGGAGCACCUGUGGCAGCCGUCGCCAGCGGACAGUGUGCCCUCGCCGGCCUCCCAGCAGCCGUCCGGUCUGGCAGCGGCGGCGGCGGCCGCGGCCGCCGGCGCCGGCGACUACAGCAGCCUCUGCCACAUCGCCGACCACCGGCUCUACAAGAUCGUCAAGUGGUGCAAGAGCCUGCCGCUCUUCAAGGAGAUACACUUGGACGACCAGACGGCUCUGUUGAUCAACACGUGGUGUCAGCUGCUGCUGCUCAACUGCUGCUACCGCUCCCUGGACACGCCCGGCCACAUACGGGUGUCGCGGGGCCGCUCCGUCAGCGUCCAGGAGGCCAACGCCAUCGGCGUGGGCCGGUGCGUGGAGCGUAUGGUGGCGCUGACGGACCAGUUCCGGCGGCUCCAGGUCGACUACUACGAGUACAUCGCGCUCAAAGUGAUCGUGCUGCUGUCUUCCAAUGGCGACCCGUCGGUGCUGACUGAGCCGCACAAGGUGUCGGCGUGCCGGGAGCAGGUACUGCAGGCGCUGCAGCAGUACACCAUGUCCCACUCGCCGCAGACGCCCAGCAAGUUCGGCGAGCUGCUGCUGCGUAUCCCGGACGUGGAGCGCGCCUGCCAGCUGGGCAAGGAGCUGAUCGCGGCGCGCAGCUCGUCCGACGGGCCCACCUUCGACAUCCUGCUGGAGCUGCUCAAAGGCGACUGACCGGCUGCCGGUCGGCCGGUCCGCCGCCGCUGCCGCGUCUCGCUGGUCGAGUCGCGGCCCACCUACAUUCCACUCAGUUGAAGCGCAGCUCAGUGCCAAACGGCCGGGGCGGGAGCCGCCGGGCCGCCCUGUGAUCCAGCCCACCGUGCCGGCACGCCGGCGUCCAUCGCCGGACGCCGCGCCGUGCCGCCGCCGAGACGGCGCCGCCGCCGCCGCUCUGCGCGCUACUCGGCGCCGAGCAGCGGCGCAGAGGCGGCGGCGGCGGCGGCGCGCCGCCACCGACCCGACCGCCCAGUGCCAGCUCGGUGAUGGCGCGCCGCGCCGGCCGCGCCGUCACUUGUUAUUUAUUGGGAGGGGCGCGCCCGCCAGAGCCGUCCAGCCGCCAGCAGCUACCGCGCCGCCGGCGCCAGCCUUACUCAUCGGAGAGAGAGUGACACCGAGUGAGAGAGAAAGGGAGAGGAAGGGAGAGUGCAAGCAUCGCCUGGCUGAACUCUUGAGGAGGCUAGACGUUUUAUAUUGUUUGCUACUUUGUUUGUACAAACUGGUGUUUGUUUUUAUGAAGGUGUGCUAAAGAGCCAAAAGCCAUUUUAUUAAUACAUUUUUAUAUUAUCGUA